AGUGUUAGAGAGAAAUCUGAAACUCUCUCAGAGUCCCAUCUAUCACAGCAUCCAUCCAGACAGGCCGGCCUUGCCCUCUCCUAAACCCAGGAUUAUAACCUUGAAGUCGGACAUGGACAACGCCAAAGCCCCCGGCAACACAAUAGUGCUGGCGUUUAAAGAAGACACUGCACUGACAGAGAUGAUGCGUCUCCGCGUGUCGUCUCUGCAGCGCUCGGGGCAGAAGCGCCAGGACGGCGAGCGCCUGCUUCUCUCCCACGAGGCCGUGUAUCGGCUGGACUUCCCCACCCAGGAGCUCAACUUCUCUCGCUGGUACUUCUCCCUCAAGGCCUACGGUCGCGUCACCAUCACCGGGAUCUCCCAGCACUGGACGCCCGACCUCACCAACCUGAUGACCCGGCAGCUGCUCGAGCCGAUCGGAACGUUUUGGCGAAACGCCAACGACCCGGAGGAUUCGCCGCUCAAGUGGCUGGAGGCGGACAUGCAGGAGUUCGGCGAAAGGAUUGCCGAGCUGGCCAAGGUCAGGAAGGUCAUGUACUUCCUGUUUGCUUUCAAGGAUGCUGCGGAGGCCGCAAAUCUCAGCUGCUCGGUGGAGUUCACAGCAGAUUAACGACUCGUCACUCUUUGUCCAGUAGAGUCCUCUUUAGUACUCAAGAAGCACUGCAAUAGUUUGUUCAAUCUUUGACCUUUUAAAAACAUCACACUAGAGCUGAAGAAAAAGAGGCGAGCUGGCCUCCAUUUUGUUUGACAAUACUUCGAACGUCAACAAGAUGUGACGUCACCAAAACAUCACUUAGAGCACCUUUAAGACUGUAGAUCCACCUUCUUGGCCCACAUGACGCAUUCAAAUUUUCCACAGUUCAUUCAAACAUUUCAGCACAACCUUUUACAAUGAACCUCAACAGCCAAGUCAACAUUUUAUAAGCACUCAACAUGCUGUAAAGAAAGUAUUUUUCACAAAACAAAGCACACAAAAAAACAACACAUAGUACGAGAUAGAACAAGUAUGAAAGCACUUUGUUUAAACUAAACUAAAAAGAUCAAAGCAUCAUCGACAGAAAUCAGCAAUUUCGAUUCGUACAGAAACGCGAGCAUUCGUACAAAAAAAGAUUCUUUUGACAACAUUAUGUCAUGUUAAAACUUCAUAAUCGUUUAUGGAAAUGUUAGAAUUCAGAAAUGUUGAAUACAAAACUUCUGAGGACACAAACUAAACUUCCUCUUGUAAAUAAAAACAGGCCUUUUUUUUCGGAUCAGCUGAAUAUCGUGAUAAUGUGCGUUUGAGUGGUUACUGUCUUUUGCUGUUGUUGUAUUUUGUUCCUGAAGUCUUUCGUCGCUCACAGGAGAGGCAAAAACAAGCAGCGCUGAAUGCAAUAUUGAAUAUUCACAUCACAUGACUGUCGGCCUACAAACAGAGAUCAAUGGAGUGAAAUCUAUUAAAAAUCAAAUGAAAGCUG
Messenger RNA from Perca fluviatilis (European perch), 1454 nucleotides. RefSeq names its product olfactory marker protein a (gene ompa). Bases 113 to 610 code for a protein of 165 amino acids. Gene Ontology annotation, biological process: sensory perception of smell; signal transduction. Lineage: Eukaryota; Metazoa; Chordata; Actinopteri; Perciformes; Percidae. The record is from RefSeq and is a predicted model, not a curated record. The transcript has 2 exons.